Gracilinanus agilis (Agile Gracile Mouse Opossum) is the source of this 681-nucleotide messenger RNA. NCBI's taxonomy places the organism in Eukaryota, Metazoa, Chordata, Mammalia, Didelphimorphia, Didelphidae. The record is from the annotation of a RefSeq genome assembly.
AUGAACGAAAAUUUAUUUGCCCCAUUCAUCACACCCACAAUUAUAGGUAUUACAACACUACCAAUUAUUAUUCUAUUCCCCUGUAUUAUCUUAUCAUCCCCCAAACGAUGACUCCCUAACCGUAUUCAAACCCUACAAAUCUGAUUGAUUCGUCUAAUCACUAAACAAAUAAUGACAAUACAUAAUAAACAAGGCCGAGCCUGAUCCCUCAUAUUAAUCUCCCUAAUCCUAUUUAUUGCUUCCACUAAUCUCCUAGGACUUCUACCUUACUCAUUCACUCCAACCACACAACUCUCAAUAAAUAUUGGCAUAGCCAUCCCCCUAUGAGCUGGAACAGUAAUCAUAGGCUUUCGAAAUAAACCUAAAAUAUCAUUAGCCCAUUUCCUGCCUCAAGGCACUCCAACCCCCUUAAUCCCAAUACUAAUCAUCAUCGAGACAAUUAGCCUAUUUAUCCAACCUCUUGCCCUAGCAGUCCGACUAACAGCCAACAUUACUGCAGGACACUUACUAAUUCAUUUAAUUGGUUCAGCUACAUUAGCCCUCUCAUCUAUCAGCAUAGCCGUAUCAACCAUUACAUUUUCAAUUCUAUUUCUCUUAACAAUUCUAGAGCUAGCCGUAGCAAUAAUUCAAGCUUACGUUUUUACUCUUCUAGUUAGCCUUUACCUACACGAUAACUCAUAA